Limulus polyphemus (Atlantic horseshoe crab) is the source of this 493-nucleotide messenger RNA. RefSeq lists its product as uncharacterized. The coding region runs from base 28 to 453 and encodes 141 amino acids. The record is from RefSeq and is a predicted model, not a curated record. The transcript is spliced from 4 exons. NCBI's taxonomy places the organism in Eukaryota, Metazoa, Arthropoda, Merostomata, Xiphosura, Limulidae.
UUAAUAAUCGAAUAGUGUUUGAAAAAAAUGUUUCGGUACAUUCGUGCUCUUAUAGGCUGGAAAAAGCAUCAGGAAGGCGUGGAAGAUUUGUUGGACGGAGUAGAAAAUACUAGUCACGGGUUCGAAAUGGAUGAAAAAAUUCCACUAACUUGCAGUGACACUGGACGUACUUCAUAUGAAACAAUUACUACAACCGAAAACGCCAUAAUUUACUGUUGCCAUGGGAACCCGCCAGAGAAUUGCUGUGACGACAAGAUAAUGCUAUCUAGUUCUGGAUUACCUAAUGGAAGGGAAAGACGGAUUAGUACGACAAGCGAAGGUCACUGCCAUCCCGAACGUGAAGAGGGAAUAGACAAACAUGCACGUAUACGACUGCUAAUCGUUAGUGCUUUAUGUUUAGUGUUCAUGGUCGGGGAAUGUGUAGAUAGGAAUAAUACCAGACGAGAGGAGUGACACCAAUUGUAUUAGAUUGUGCGAGUUUGUUUUAUUUCGG